CCACGCGCUUACUUCUCUUCAAGCCUUUUACUCUUCGUCGUUGACGACCAUGGCGACCUCCAGGCCACCCUCAUCCUCCAUCGAUCCAGAGCUCGCACUCUCCUUCAACUUCUCCGAUACUGUUUUCUCUUACAACGAGAGAGAUGUGGCUCUGUAUGCUCUUGGGGUUGGUGCUUGCGGUGGAGAUGCUUUGGAUGAGAAGGAACUCAAGUAUGUAUACCAUCAGGAUGGGCAGCCCUUCAUCCAGGUUCUGCCUACUUUUGGUGCUACAUUUAUUUAUCGAAAUAAACAAAGCCUUGAAGUUGUGCCUGGCUUACAUUUUGACCCAACUCUGCUGCUUCAUGGUCAACAAUACCUGGAGAUCUACAAGCCUUUCCCUUCUAAUUGUUGUAUCCAAAAUAAAGUUGUAAUUGCAGGUCUGCAUGACAAAGGUAAAGCUGCCAUAAUUGAGGUUCAAACAACCAGUUAUGAUAAGAAUUCUGGAGAAGCCUUGUGCAUGAAUAGGAAUACAAUUUAUUUGCGUGGUGCUGGUGGUUUCUCCAAGUCUUCUAAACCAUAUUCAUAUGCUAAUUAUCCAGCCAACCAGAUUUAUCCGGUUAAGAUUCCAAAUUCUAAACCUACCUUUGUUUACGAGGACAUUACCCAACAAUCCCAGGCGCUUAUUUACAGGCUAUCUGGUGACUAUAACCCAUUACAUUCAGAUCCAAUGGUUGCAAAGAAUGCGGGGUUUUCCCGUCCAAUUCUUCAUGGCCUGUGCUCCCUUGGGAUUGCAGUUAGAGCUGUCAUUAAGUUCUGCUGCAAUGGAGAACCAACCUGGGUGAAAAGCAUUUUCGGGCGAUUCCUUUUGCAUGUCUAUCCAGGAGAGACUUUAAUCACUGAAAUGUGGCUUCAAGGCACAAAGGUGAUAUAUCAAACAAAGGUGAAAGAAAGAAACCGGCCAGUGCUGUCUGGCUAUGUAAUUCUCAAGCAUAUUCCCUCAUCCUUGUAAAUCAUGGAAAGGUUAUAAGAAGCAAAGCUGGUGUUUGUGCAUAAGUUUGUGGUCUCAUUUGGGGUGAAUAAUGUGAAUUUUACAGUAUUUUGUAUGUUAUCAUUGGCUAAGAAUUUGAUUGGCUUGUUACAUACAAUAAUGUCAAUCUAAUAUAGUGUUGUACCAUGGCUGGAUUUUUCCUUUCUUUC
Dioscorea cayenensis subsp. rotundata (Guinea yam) is the source of this 1176-nucleotide messenger RNA. Its product is annotated as enoyl-CoA hydratase 2, peroxisomal-like. Bases 50 to 988 code for a protein of 312 amino acids. The transcript is spliced from 11 exons. Gene Ontology annotation, cellular component: peroxisome. The record is from RefSeq and is a predicted model, not a curated record. Lineage: Eukaryota; Viridiplantae; Streptophyta; Magnoliopsida; Dioscoreales; Dioscoreaceae.